AUGCUAGACUUGUCCGCAUACUCAACUUUAGAGAGGUUGGCUUUUGAUAAUUGUGGGAGGUUGAAGGAAAUAGACAGCUCCGUUGGGAAGUCAACGCACUUGCGUGAACUGAAUAUCACAGAUUGUGAGCUCAUUGAGCAUGUGCGUGAUGAAAUUGGAGUGCUAGCGAAGCCUGAGCGCUUCUCUUUGCGUGGGUGCUACGGUGUGAGCAUACUCCCCACCUCUAUCGGCGACUUGGCAUCAUUAAAGAAGCUGGACCUUUCAAUUACUCGAAUUGGAAGCCCACCGGAGUUCGUCGGAAAGCUACAGUGUUUGUUAGAUCUCUUCCUACAAUUCUUGGGAAUCGCUCAAAUUCCCGGUGCAAUUGAAGUGUUAGUAAAGCCGCGACAUCUUCAUCUGGCAAGCAAUGAGAUUAAACAACUUCCAGACUUCAUUGCAGAAUUAAAUUCACCAUGCCCUCUGAAUUUGUCAACUAAUGGUUUGCUUAGCUCAAAUUCCAAUCGGUGGAACUUACCCAAAGCCAUUAGACAGUUCGAGAAACUAGAGGAGCUUUAUCUUGGUCGUCGCAAGGAGUUGGAAGGCGAUAUCUCCGAUGAGGAAAUAGACAGCUCCGUUGGGAAGUCAACGCACUUGCGUGAACUGAAUAUCACGGAUUGUGAGCUCAUUGAGCAUGUGCGUGAUGAAAUUGGAGUGCUAGUGAAGCUUGAGCGCUUCUCUUUGCGUGGGUGCUACGGUGUGAGCAUACUCCCCACCUCUAUCGGCGACUUCGCAUCAUUAAAGAAGCUGGAUCUUUCAAUUACUCGAAUUGGAAGCCUACCGGAGUCCGUCGGAAAGCUACAGUGUUUGUUAGAUCUCUUCCUACAAUUCUCGGGAAUCGCUGAAAUUCCCGGUGCAAGUGAAGUCUCAAAUUCCGGUCGGUGGAACUUACCCAAAGCCAUUGGACGGUUGGAGAAAGUAGAGGAGCUUUAUCUUGGUCGUCGCAAGGAGUUGGGAGGCGAUAUCUCCGAUGAGUCAACUUUAGAGAGGUUGGCUUUUGAUAAUUGUGGGAGGUUGAAGGAAAUAGACAGCUACGUUGGGAAGUCAACGCACUUGCGUGAACUGAAUAUCACCGAUUGUGAGCUCAUUGAGCAUGUGCGUGAUGAAAUUGGAGUGCUAGCGAAGCCCUCGAGCGCUUCUCUUUGCGUGGGUGCUACGGUGUGA
Eucalyptus grandis is the source of this 1200-nucleotide messenger RNA. Its product is annotated as disease resistance protein RPV1-like. NCBI's taxonomy places the organism in Eukaryota, Viridiplantae, Streptophyta, Magnoliopsida, Myrtales, Myrtaceae. Gene Ontology annotation, molecular function: protein binding. The transcript is spliced from 4 exons. Bases 1 to 1200 code for a protein of 399 amino acids. The record is from RefSeq and is a predicted model, not a curated record.